AUGGAGGACAUUCAGAUUUGCUAUCUUGAAAAUCCAAAUGAUCCAAUUCUUUCAAAAGAAGAUUUAGAAGAAAAAUGUGAAGAAGUCGAUAUGGAUAAGAACAUCAGCUAUGCACAAAUUGUGGAGUUUAUAAACUAUGUCUAUCGUCCAAAGUCGGAACGCAUUACAGACUCUCCUUUCAAGCUAACAAACGUUUCUGAUAAAACUGUUUUGGGCGUACUUUGGAACUACACAGAGCGUUUUAACGAGACUACGGCUUUGGGGUUCAACCAAUGGUUGAAAAAACAAAACAUUGACUUCUUAAUUGAGGAGCCUGAGCGAAAAGUAUUAAAGCUUCCAGGAUCUGAAACAGAAAAAUUAAGAAUCAGGGUUUUGAGCGUGUUAGACAGUCAAUUUCAUGAUGAGGUUGCAAACAGCAUUGUCAGUACAAUCCCCAGACACCAUGCAUACAUUAAACAACUCAAAGGUGAUGGUUACGAAGUCAUUGGAUAUCGCAGGAAGUCGAGAAAAGAAAGUGACAAUCGGGCUUUACUACUACAAUAA
Messenger RNA from Mucor mucedo, 543 nucleotides. RefSeq lists its product as uncharacterized. The coding region runs from base 1 to 543 and encodes 180 amino acids. NCBI's taxonomy places the organism in Eukaryota, Fungi, Mucoromycota, Mucoromycetes, Mucorales, Mucoraceae. The transcript is spliced from 4 exons. The record is from RefSeq and is a predicted model, not a curated record.